Caenorhabditis auriculariae is the source of this 3728-nucleotide messenger RNA. NCBI's taxonomy places the organism in Eukaryota, Metazoa, Nematoda, Chromadorea, Rhabditida, Rhabditidae. The record is from the annotation of a GenBank genome assembly.
AUGAACACGUUAGAGGAACCGGGCGAGGAGCUCAAAACGUUCAGACCUUGCGACGAUCCAUACUGCUAUGCUAUCCUGUCCGCCGUGUGUUUCAGAAUUUUCAUUUUUAUAUGGAGUUUCCAAAUUGAACUCCUCGAGAGAAGUACUCACCAUUGAAAAGGAACUUAUUUAGUUUUGUUUUUUUGACGCAGACUUGCGGAGGACAAAAAAGUAAAAACUCCUCUGUAAAUAAUAACUAGGGCAGCGCAAGUGGCAAUUCUAGGGAAUUUUUUUCAGGAAGCUGAAGGAGGUUUGACAACAGUUUCUCGUGGAUGUCAUUCGAGGAAAUUGGUUAUGCAUCAUAUGUUUUUUGCCGAGGAUCAGGUUAAUUUCAAAUUUUUUUUGUUGCAAAGGAUCCUGAAGUGAACUUUUCCAACGGACCUGAGAAAAAAGGGGAAUGCCAUAAACUAUUCCGAGUAGAUAUAGUCAAUUCGUCCCGACUUGAAUGACGAGGGAGGCGGAGAAGUGUGAAGGGCGCGUAGCGUGUGCGUACGCGGUUCUUGGCACGCGUUUAAUUCAAACUUUACUGACUAUUUAAAAAGCUCCGUCACCGCUCUUUUUGUAUUUUUUCUACUAAUUUUCAAUGCACAAAUGAAAAAAAUCAAUAAGUUAUCAAGAAAAAAAAAUUUAUAUAAAGAGCGUUAAACAAGUUAUUCGAAUAGUCGCUGGCAGUUGAAUUGAACUCCUGCCAAGAACCGCGUACUUGUCCUGCUCUAUUCUCAAAUUUCAAGUUCGCGCGUAAAAUCGUAAAAAUGCGUACCCAACGUUAUAUCGUUGUAGGACUCACUUUUUGUUCGCCUUCCCGGAAUACCAAUUCUGACUUUUUCCUGAAAUAAUUAUAAACUAAUAAUGCGUCUAUUUUGAAAUCGCCGAAAUUACUUUGAAAACGGCGUUCUAGUCGGGAAAAAUUAGCUGUAUUAAAGAGUUUUUUUCUUCACAGUGACCACAAUCAGGCGGCAGAUGUGAACAAUGACCAUGGCAUAUUGAAAUUUCAGCGCGGAUUCUCGAAGAAAAGUACUUUGAAAGCGUUGAUAUAAAAAUAUAGUCCAAAAAAAAAACUUUUUUUUUCUUCACAGGUGGGGUUAGUUAAUCCACCUAGUGAUCUUUUUCCCUCCCUGCAACAUUAUCAUACCAUCCCGAUGUUGCGAAAAAUAAAUUGAUUGAAAUGAAAUGAGAACCCUUUUCAAAAUGUGAAAACUUGAAAAAAUGAACAUCAAAGGAGUUUUGCAGCACGCAAGCCUGCCACUCACUUGUUUUGGAACAUUUUUUUAAACAAUUUUUCGAUGUUUACUAUAAUUCGAAGUUCGAAAAACUUUUUUUCUGCAUUUUUAGAAGUUUCACAACAAUUCUCGAUGGAAAGAGACGGAGGUUCUAGCGAAGCAGCCAACAUGCGCCGAUCUGCUUUGGGACGAGCCCGCCGACAAUUCCACAACCUCUAUGUGUUUGGACUAUUCCUAUACUCAGGUGAAAAAAAAACUAAAAAUAGAUACCUGAAAAGAGAACUUUUCAUUUUUUUUUUGAAAUUUUGGCGAAAUUUCGCAGAGAUGUAAUUAGGGGCAUAGGGUCAUUAGUAACGGGGUUUGGGAUAGAAGCUCCUCAUUGCGAUUCGAACGAUCUAUUCAAAAAAGCACAGAUGUGUGUACUUUUAAAGAAAAAUGCGAUUUCAUUUUCCCGCUUUUUAACUUUUAAAUAUUCAUCUCCUUUAAAUCAAGGGUUUUUUCUGUGAAAAAAAAAAUUAAGCCAAUCGAAAAACUCACACUCUAAAAAAGGAAACACAAAGUAUCGCUAUCGAAACCUGUGUAAAAAUCGUCAUUUUUCAUCAGAAAAGCAUUUUGCGAUCAAAACUUGCAAAUUUUAUAUAAAUAGAAAUUUUUCAUUACGAAAAGGAAUGAAAACAAAUGAAAAAGUUCAAAUUUAAAAAGAAAAAAAAAAGCGAAGUCCGAUAAAUGGAUGGUACGACAAAAUCUCAAGUCCGCAAAUCUCGAGGACCGUAAUCUUGUGUACGCAGAUCUAAAGUCCCAUAAUCUUGGAAAGCAAAAAUCUUCCCUUUUAGUCUUCUUUAUUGCACUUUAUCUACUUAUAUUCUCUUGUUCGGAUCACCGAAUACAAUUUCUGAAAAAAUCUGUUCGCAAAAGCGUUGAUUUUUGCUUUCCAAGAUUGUGGUUUCCAAGAUUUUGGUCUCCAAGAUUUUGGUUUCCAAGAUUAUGGAACUUUAGAUCUGCGUACACAAGAUUACGGUCCUCGAGAUUUGCGGACUUGAGAUUUUGUCGUACCAUCGAUAAAUGACGAAGCGUCCAUAGAGCACCCUUACUGCAAAAUGCGCUUUUGGCGGUAACUCAAACUUUUCUCUCCGUCUUUGAUUUUUUUUUUUCUGGAAAACUGGGAACUUCUGUACGUUUGAAAGUUACCCUUUCGACAGAAAAGAAAAAGCUUCACAGAAUGGCAAAUUUUUUCUCUGACCCUAUUUUUUACUGCCCUUAUGUCUUUAAGGCAUGCUGAAACCGAAGAAUGAGUGAAAUUUUGUCGUAGCGCCGAGAUUCUCCCACGAAACGAUGCGGAGCGCAUUGCUGGUUUCUGCGGAACGCGCGCAAAGUGAGCUGCGGAAAGCAUUGCCUACGCAUUUUCCUUAAAAAAAAAGGUUGUUGCGUUGCGCAAAAACGUGGCUGGCGUUGCGCAAACCUUCUAAAUUCGUCCUGGCUAGCCACGCCCCUUCGGGUUCAAGAUUCUGGAACGUAAUUCACAGUAUGGAACUUUCUAAACGCUAUAAAAAGUAAAAGACAAGUGAAAAUGAUAUGUUUAUUUUCAAAUGAAAUAGUACAGUGCAUGGUACAGCAUAUUGAGGCUUAUAUACAGAUAAAGCUAGGUUGUAUGUGGCGUUCAGAAAAUGUAGAGGAUUGUUGCGCUUGAUACCUCAGCCACGCCCACUUUUUCGCUCGCGCUCCGCACCGUUUCCUGGGAGUUUGGCGACAGUCUGUUGGACGGCGCACUUCGCGAUAGCAGAUGAGUCAUAGUAGUGAUGGAAAAUAGAGCAUUUACAUUUUGAUUUAUUUGUCUCGAGGUGUAGCGAAUGAAUUUGGAAUCAAAUUAUCAAAGUGAGUAUUGUGUUUUCGAAUCAUUUUAUGAAUAUCAAGAAAUGGAAUUUAUAAAAGUUCUCUGGAAAACUGCAAUUGAUGUGUUAAAUUUUGCUGGAUUUAUGAAAAAAAAACAUGGAUUUUCAAGCGUAUUUUCAUAAAUUUCAUCAUUUGAUAGUUAUAGAAUAAUAUAAUCUGGAAGUGGGGAGCUUGCCCGAGCCAAAUUACCUUUUGUCUUGCAGCACUCAUACAGCGUGCAGAAUUUAAUCAGUAUCAAAUGAAAAUUCAAAGUUUGUCAUAUAUAAAUGAAAAUGUGUCCGAUCAUCGUCCUAAAGUAAUCAAAAAUUCAGGACGCCGAAGAUGAAGACGAACCGACGAUGUUCAAAGGCCGGCUAUGCUGUUGCAAAGGCGGCCAUCGUUGCAAUGAAGAGUUCAUGUGGAGCGACCCGGCCAUUACGAUGGUCCGAUUCAGAGCAAGAUCAUAAACUCAAUCGAUAAUUGUAGGACGAGCUGACGAAAAAGUUGACGCGAAGAGAUUCCGGUGUUUCCUCAGAAAGCCCUCGUUUCACCAAAAUCACAGUUGCAAUAAUCUUCUUCAUCGUUCAUUAUUUUAAUUGA